GUGCUGUCCGCUCGGCGGGCGGUGUCCGGACGCAGGUGCCGGCCGGAGCGGAGCAAGCAGCUGCUGACUGGCCGGGCCGGGCCGGGACCCGGGCCAGGGAGAACCGAGGGGCCUGCGCGGUCGCCCGGCCCGGCCGCGAAUCAGGCUCUUGGGACCAUGGGCCUCAGGCCCUGAGGACAGGAGGCGCCUUGUGGCCAUGACGACAGGUGACUGCUGCCACCUCCCUGGCUCCCUAUGCGACUGCUCUGGCAGCCCUGCCUUCUCCAAGGUUGUGGAGGCCACAGGCCUUGGACCACCCCAGUAUGUGGCACAGGUGACCUCAAGGGAUGGCCGGCUGCUUUCAACUGUCAUCCGGGCUUUGGACACACCGAGUGACUGUCCCUUCUGCCGAAUCUGCCAUGAGGGAGCGAAUGGGGAGAAUUUGCUGUCCCCCUGUGGCUGCACCGGCACGCUGGGAGCUGUGCACAAGAGCUGCCUGGAGAAAUGGCUGUCUUCCUCCAAUACCAGCUACUGCGAGCUGUGCCACACGGAGUUCGCAGUUGAAAAGCGACCCCGACCUCUCACAGAGUGGCUGAAGGACCCGGGGCCUCGCACUGAGAAGCGGACGCUGUGCUGUGACAUGGUGUGCUUCGUGUUCAUCACACCGCUGGCCGCCAUCUCAGGCUGGCUGUGCCUUCGAGGGGCCCAGGACCACCUCCGUCUGCAUAGCCGGCUGGAGGCUGUGGGGCUCAUUGCCCUCACCAUCGCCCUCUUCACCAUCUAUGUGCUCUGGACACUGGGCUGCCUCCCCCCCCUUGCAGGUCUCUUUCCGAUACCAUUGCCAGCUGUACUCAGAAUGGAGGAAGACCAAUCAGAAAGUCCGACUGAAGAUUCGGGAAGCAGAUGGCUCCGAGGACCCCCACCACUCCUUGCUGGCUACUGGACUCUUAAAAAAGGUGGCAGAGGAGACCCCUGUGUGAAGCCCAGACUGGCAGAGCCCUGAGGUAGUGGAGAAACCAGAGGCAGAUGACAAUGCCUUGCUUUGGAAGGAUGGAAGCUGCCUGACCUUUCAUGCACAGCCACGAUGCUUCUCAGGCAAAGAGCCACAGCAAUCCCUGCUCUGUGCUCCUGGGUGAACGUAUUUUCAAGGGUUUUAUUUUACACAUUAUUGUACAUGACAGGGACAGAUGGACAGACCUGAGCUUUGGCUGCUUGUGUUAAGGGAGCCCGUUGGGCUGGAAGGUUCCAGCAAGCUUCUUGCGCUACUGUGCACUGGCCAGCCUGCUUCACUGGCGCUCGUGACUUUAUAUAAAGUUGCACUGCAUUUCAAACCCACCCCUGAGUGAAUAAAAGGAGGCCUUGCUGGCUAA
This is a messenger RNA of Myodes glareolus (Bank vole), 1349 nucleotides long. RefSeq names its product membrane associated ring-CH-type finger 2 (gene Marchf2). Gene Ontology annotation, molecular function: ubiquitin-protein transferase activity; zinc ion binding. Gene Ontology annotation, biological process: protein ubiquitination. The record is from RefSeq and is a predicted model, not a curated record. Lineage: Eukaryota; Metazoa; Chordata; Mammalia; Rodentia; Cricetidae.